CCCCUUUGCAAAAAAAAGCUCAGCAAGCAGCGCAGAGAGAGAAGGUGAUGGCGUGCCUGGAAGAGGAGAUCCGGGCGCGGCUGGAGAGUGCCGGCCAGUCCCACUUGCUGCGCUUCUGGGACGAGCUGGACCCGGCUCAGCGAGACUCGCUCCUGGAGGCGCUGGCGAAGCUGGACGCUGAGGAGCUGGGCGAGCAUUGCCGGAAGGCGGCGGAGGCCUACGCGCGGGAGGAAGAGCCGCGGCAGGAGAGACUGGGCUGCCGGAUAGAGCCUGUCCCUCCAGAGUUCUUCGGCAGCGUCUGCAGGAGCGACCGGCGGACUUUGGAGCAGUGGGAGGAAGAGGGGCUCCGCAAGAUCUCCCAGAACAAGGUGGCAGUUCUCCUUCUGGCUGGAGGGCAAGGGACACGCCUCGGGGUGCCUUACCCUAAGGGCAUGUAUGAUGUGGGGCUGCCGAGCCACAAGACCCUCUAUCAGAUCCAGGCAGAGCGGAUCCGCAAAGUGGAGCAGCUGGCUGGUGACAAGUUUGGAACUCACUGCACAGUCCCUUGGUACAUUAUGACCAGUGAGUUCACUUUGGGACCGACAGAGAAAUUCUUCCAGGAGCACAACUACUUUAACCUGGAGAAGUCCAACAUCAUCAUGUUUGAGCAGAGGAUGCUCCCGGCCGUGGCAUUUGAUGGGAAAGCGAUCUUGGAAGAGAAAGGCAGGAUUGCCAUGGCGCCAGAUGGCAACGGCGGUUUGUACCGCGCCCUGGUGGACAACAAGAUCCUGGAGCACAUGGAGCGGUGUGGCGUCCAGUACAUCCAUGUCUACUGUGUGGACAACAUCCUUGUCAAAAUGGCAGAUCCUGUCUUCAUUGGUUUCUGUGUCUCGAAAGGGGCUGAUUGUGGUGCUAAGGUAGUGGAAAAAGCCUACCCCACAGAGCCUGUUGGGGUGGUUUGCUCUGUGGACGGAGUAUACCAGGUGGUGGAAUACAGCGAGAUCUCCUUGGAAACGGCACAGAGGAGAAACGCGGACGGCCGAUUGACAUACAGCGCUGGAAAUAUCUGCAAUCACUUCUUUAGUCUUGACUUCCUGAAGGCUGUCACAGAGAAGUUUGAGCCCUGCUUGAAACGCCAUGUGGCUGUCAAGAAAGUCCCUUUCGUUGACCAGGAGGGCAACCGGGUGAAGCCGCUGAAACCCAACGGGAUAAAGCUGGAGAAGUUUGUGUUUGAUGUGUUCCAGUUUUCUAAGAAGUUCGUAGCCUUUGAGGUCCCGAGGGAAGAGGAGUUCUCGCCUUUGAAGAACUCUGAUGCGGCCGACAAAGACACUCCCACCACAGCUCGCCGGUCACUCCUCUCCCAGCACUACCGUUGGGCUGUGAAGGCAGGAGCUAGAUUUAUCAAUGGCAAUGGCCAGAGGAUACCUGAGGAACCAAGUUUAUCAGGAGAUGACGAACCACCCGCUGUAUGUGAGAUUUCACCUCUAGUCUCUUACUUUGGGGAGGGACUAGAGAUGUACCUGAAAGCCAAAGACCUCCAGUCACCUUUUCUUCUCGAUGAAACCAAAGCGGAAACAUUAAGAAGAGCUUGAAUGAAGACCCAACUUGGAAGAUUGUCCUCUGAGGCCAUCUUUUUGCUUGACUAUUGCUUUAAUGAUUAAGAAAAGAAUAAUUUUGAGGAAACUAUCAGUGUUUAUGAUACUAUAAAGCCAAAAUCUUCUAACUUUUCUGCUUCUGGGGUGGGGUUGUUAGGUUGCCCUCUGCCU
Molecule: messenger RNA, 1745 nt
Organism: Lacerta agilis (Sand lizard)
Lineage: Eukaryota; Metazoa; Chordata; Lepidosauria; Squamata; Lacertidae
Gene: UAP1L1
Product: UDP-N-acetylglucosamine pyrophosphorylase 1 like 1
Exons: 9
Coding region: 48-1571 (507 amino acids)
Biological process (GO): UDP-N-acetylglucosamine biosynthetic process
Molecular function (GO): UDP-N-acetylglucosamine diphosphorylase activity
Source: RefSeq, a predicted model, not a curated record